This is a messenger RNA of Caenorhabditis briggsae, 1599 nucleotides long. Bases 1 to 1599 code for a protein of 532 amino acids. Lineage: Eukaryota; Metazoa; Nematoda; Chromadorea; Rhabditida; Rhabditidae. The transcript is spliced from 5 exons. The record is from RefSeq and is a predicted model, not a curated record. Gene Ontology annotation, biological process: innate immune response.
AUGUCUCAACUCCAAACUUUACCAAAUCGUCCUGUCACUUCUAUAGAAAUCUCAGAAGAAAGUUCCACAAUCCGGGCAAAACUUCAUUUUGAAAAGCCUUAUGAAAAUGUGACAAGGGAAUAUUUGGAAUCAUACGAAUUUAAGGAAUUCCUGAAGGAUUUUCUUUUGAAUCAGGAAACUCCUCUGCGUCUUAUUAGGUUUGAACUGCAAAAUUUGAAAAUUUUAGAAGAAUCCUUAAAAUCUAGAACUUCAUUGCUCCAAGUCAGAAGAAUAUAUUUGGAUGUUUCGGAUACUUUUCAGCUGGCUCAAAUUUUCCAAUAUUUAAAUUCAUAUAUUCUUAAAAAAGUGAUUCUGAGAAUUGAUGAGAGAUUCGAUGUCGAGGGAUUCAAAAUUUUGGAAAACUGGAAAAGAAGUGGUUUAUUAAUUCUGGCUUUAAACAUUGAAACUAUAUCUUUGAAAAUUUUGGAAUCAGUUAACAAGCUUCUUUUUUAUUGGUCCACAUUCCGCCAAAUUGAUAUUUUCUACGAUAACUUUGAAUAUGAUCCAUGCAAAUUUUUUGAUGUCCCUUUUGAAAAAUUAUCUGAAAAUUCAAUCAGAAUCGAGUUAACCAUUGGGAAUCGAUUGAGACCAUCUCUAGUGAAACUAAAACUGACCAAUGAAAUAUCUUUGAAAGUUCUAGGAAAUCCGUUGGUCAUGGGGAGAGUUCUUAACCAUUUCAAAGUGUUUGAUAUUCAAAGUCUCCGAAAAACGUGUCAUGGAAUUAGAAGCUGUGUGGAUUUUUUGAAGCCGGACCCAGAAAUUGAAAAAUAUGCAAUUGACAUGAGAACGGAUAGAAACAGUUCUGCGAAUAUUGAACUUCAAGGGUAUCGAAAUUCCAAGUCUAUUCCAUAUAAGAAAACCGACGAAUCUCAAACUUUUAUCCCAAGAAUUUUAGCCGAUUUUGAAACAAAUUUGAAAUAUCAGAAGACGUGUUUGGAAGAUUUGAAAUUGUUUUUUAACGAUUCGACUGGAAGACAAAGCGAAACUCGUAAAUUCUUGGAUGGAUUCAAACUAAUUCUGAUGAGAAGACCAGAAUUUUUGAAAGUCAAAAAGUUGGAAUUGUAUAGUGUGAGAGCAGAAGACGUCAUGCAAAUUCUACCAUAUUCGGAUCCAAAAUCUCUGGAAAAUUUGGAAAUUAGCAAUCCAUAUUAUGGAACUUCGAGACUUUUUAUGCCGAAAUCUGUUCCAUUUGAUAUUGAGGAAAUUGCGAAAACUGAGCAAUGGAAAAAUUCAAAAGAAUUGUAUGUGAAAACAGACGAAAUUUCUACUCCAAUUCAUAAAAUGAAUUUAAAUAAUUUUUCAAAAAUCUUCAUGGUAUCAGUGGCUCGAAUCUGUUCUGAAGACAUUGCUUAUUUGAAAAAUAAUCUUCUUACUCCGAAACUUCGAAGAUUUAUAAUCUGUUUUAAAGAAUUUGUUGAAGAUCCACAACUCACUGCUUUACUCGGUCAACCACGGACUAUUACAAGACAUGAAAGAAGUUGGAAUUUUCCAAUUCCUGGAACAAAUGGAAAAAUGAUGAUAAUUGUUUUAAAUGAAAGGUUAUGUAUCGAAAAUCGUUGA